AAAGUUCAACUUCAUAAAAAACCCCAAAAGAAACUUAUACCACCGGCGACCUCAACAUAUUUAAAAAAAAAACCACAAACCCUCUCGGAACCUCACCAUACCCCCGACACGUCAUCACCGCCGGCGUCAACAUGUCCGGUCAACCACCAACUCCCCCCACUCACCCAUCCUCCGACAACAACUCCACCACCACCACUUCCGUACACAAUGACGUCACACCAACACCAAAACCUAAACCAAAACCACCGCCUCGUCCUCCCAAAACGACACCGUUUCCGGUCAGAGACGACUGCUGGUCAGAAGACGCAACGUUCACGUUAAUCGAGGCCUGGGGAGAACGGAUCCUGAAACUUAACACCGGCAGUCUCCGUCAGAACCACUGGCAAGAAGUUGCUGACGCCGUUAAUAACCGUCACGGCGCUGUUAAAAAAACUCGCCGGAGUGAUGUGCAGUGUAAGAACCGGAUCGAUACGUUGAAGAAGAAGUAUAAGGUUGAGAAGGCGUUGGUUAUGGAGUUAGGUGCAGGUUGUUACGUUUCCCCGUGGCCGUUUUUUGCACCGCUUGAUUCGGUUAUCGGAUCGGUGGUUAAGCCGUCGGCGAAAACGCCGUCGCAACCGCCGCAACGGAAGCGGAUCGCGGCGGUUAAACCUACACCGACGCCACCGCCUCAACGGAAACGGAUCGCGGCGCUUACAGUUACGCCGGAGGUUGCGGAACUGCCGCUGCCGCCGCCGCCGUCGGCGGUUCCAGUUGGACGUAGAUCGAAACGACCGCCGCCUCCACCGUAUCAACCGGUGAGUGAUAGUUCGUUUUUCCGGCGGAAUUUCUCGGUGAUGGCGGCGGCUGCUGCUGCGGUUGACGGUGCAGAGGAGGAUUCGGAGGCGUCGUUGUCUAGCGGUGGAGAUCGGAAUCAGUAUCGGAAUCGUGAUCGGAGAGGAGUUGACGGGGACAGAGUGAGGCGGUUGCCAGAGGAUGAAGGUGAGGCGAGUGGCGAUGCGUAUUGCGAGCUGGCGGAGGCGAUAGGAAGGUUUGCUGAUGUGUAUAAGAGAGUUGAAGAAACGAAACAGAGGCAGAUGGUUGAACUGGAGAAGCAGAGGAUGGAGUUUACUAAGGAUUUGGAGAUUGAAAGGAUGAAGUUGUUGAUGGAGUCGCAGGUGCAGCUGCGGAAAUUGAAGCGGUCCAAGAGGAAUUCGGAUACAGAUUUGUGCAGAAGUGAUGACUCGGCUAGCAUCAGCUGAGGCUUUCGGAAGAUCGGAUACAUUUAGUUGUUGAUGCACAUAUAUGCAACAAGAUGGUUCAUGGGGUUUAGGUGAGUUGAGCUUAGGGUAGUGUUUAUUUUCUGAAGAAACAGUAUCCGACCCUCCGGUUGGAGCAUGUCUAAGUUAUAUCAAUCUAUUAGGGACGAACGCGCCUAUCGCGAUACUUUAAUCCGGGUCAAUGGCAGGAUUGUGCAUGGUUCUACUUUAAAUUAAAAGGAUGUAACAUGUUUACUUUUUUCUUCUCCUAUUUAGAUUUGUGUCUAA
Helianthus annuus (common sunflower) is the source of this 1523-nucleotide messenger RNA. RefSeq names its product trihelix transcription factor ASIL2. NCBI's taxonomy places the organism in Eukaryota, Viridiplantae, Streptophyta, Magnoliopsida, Asterales, Asteraceae. The transcript has 2 exons. The record is from RefSeq and is a predicted model, not a curated record. Bases 132 to 1238 code for a protein of 368 amino acids. Gene Ontology annotation, molecular function: transcription cis-regulatory region binding. Gene Ontology annotation, cellular component: nucleus.